AUGACAGCGAAUGAUCCAGAAUUUUAUUUUGCAAUAGAAGUAGACAGUAGUGGACAAAUGAGGAGUGUAUUCUGGGCUGACGGAAGAUCAAGAGCAUCUUAUUUGCAAUUCAGUGAUGUUAUUGUGUUUGAUGUGACAUACAGAACUAAUAAGUUCGAUCUUCCAUUUGCUCCAUUUACUGGUGCUAUUAUAACAGAUCAGGAUAGAGCAAUGUGUAAUGCUAUUCACUCAGUGUUUCCAAUGACAAGACAUCGUUAUUGCUAUUGGCACAUGCAAAAUCAUAUUAUUGAUCAUUUGCCUACUUUGGUAUCUCGUUAUGGUGAACAGUUUCAAAGGUAUUGGGGCUUGUGGUGCAAUAGUUCUUCAAUUGAACAAUGUGAAGGAUAUUGGGUUGAGAUGAAAGAGAAGUUUGAUAUAAAUGAAGAAGGGGAGGGAUGGUUGCAAACAGUUUACAAAUGCAGAGAACAUUGGGUGCCGUGUUAUCUGAAGGACACUUUUUUUGCUGGAAUGAGAUCAAGCCAAAGGAGUGAAAGUAUUAAUGCAUUUUUUGAUGGGUAUGUUAACUCACAGACUCAGUUACACGAGUUUGUGACACAAUAUGAAAAAGCAGUAACUCAUCGUCGCUUAAGUGAAGCCCAUGAAGAUUUUAAGAGUCUGAACACAAAGCCGGUUAUGCUCCUUGGACAUCCAAUUGAGAUCCAAGCUGGAGAAAUGUAUACACGCAAUAUGUUUGAUGUGUUCCAUACUGAAUUCAAAGGAUUUGGUACAGAGUUCUGUGAAGAAUUGAGAAAAGAUGGGGACAUUGUUGAAUACAAGGUCUGUAAGUUUACAGAUAGAGGAAAAUGGGAGGUGGUUACUUAUGAACAAUCCAGUCAGAUGCAGUUCUGUUGCACUUGUGCUUUGUUUGAAACUAAUGGUGUUGUAUGUAGACAUAUAUUAUCGCUAAUGAUGGCUAGGCAAAUGGAUUCAUUACCCGACCACUACAUCCUACACCAUUGGACCAUACAUGCAAGGCAUCGUAACAUUAGGGUUGGCAACAUCGUAUUUGGAAGAAACAUCACCAGCUGUGAAGAGAAGAUUAAUUUAUUGAAAUCUUGGGCUUUAAGAGCAAAAUCCAAUAAUGUGCUCGAGCUUGCAUUUGCUUCAGAAGAGAAGCUGCAACAACUUGAUGAUGUGCUAACAAAUUUCAUGGAAUCACUUGAAGAAGAAUUUGGAGAAACUCAAGAUCAAAUUAUGGAUAUUCCUCAAUCUUCCGCACCCAUUUCACAUACAAUAGAGAACAUUCCUCAGAUAACAGUUCGUGAUCCUGAUAGACCUGCAAGGACUAAAGGUCGUCCACGCAAUGCUACUAGAAUCCAGUCAGGUUUAGAACAGGCACAAGAAAAGAAAGAAAGGAAGAAACGCAUAUGUAGCAGAUGUGGUGAACUCGGUCAUUAUAGAACUAGCUGUAAAGUUAACAUGCAAAGGUAA
Molecule: messenger RNA, 1470 nt
Organism: Asparagus officinalis (garden asparagus)
Lineage: Eukaryota; Viridiplantae; Streptophyta; Magnoliopsida; Asparagales; Asparagaceae
Product: protein FAR1-RELATED SEQUENCE 5-like
Exons: 3
Coding region: 1-1470 (489 amino acids)
Biological process (GO): regulation of DNA-templated transcription
Molecular function (GO): nucleic acid binding; zinc ion binding
Source: RefSeq, a predicted model, not a curated record